GGGUGGGAUUGGGCUAGCGCUGACAUCUAGCUCAAAGUUACCUUUCUUUUCUUUUUCUUAUAUUACUUCAAGUUGACAAGGUAGGCGCUUCCUCGAAGAAACAUGGAUUUGAGCCUUAAACUUUUCGUAUUAAUGAAUGUUUAGCGAAUUUUCCUAUUUUCCUUACCAAAAAGACAAAGUCGUGAACACAAGACACCUUGGUUUCUACGUUUCAGUCCGGCAUUUUUCCUGUCCUUGACCUGAGAGGUGAAGCCUUUCCUGUUGUGCACGAGACUUGGAACUACGCCGAAUUUUAUGGAAAUCAUAGAUACCUGGAGUGGACUGGACUUGAGAAAGAAAAGGAAGUGAACAAAAACAAGUACAGAGAAAUCAAGGUUUAUAGGAGAAGACGAUUUAUCGGCAAGGAACUUGAAAACGCAUUGAGAUUUUAAAGGGGUGUUGUUCAAGACAAAUCAGUCUAAUAAUAAGUCUAUGGAAUGCGUGUGUUUUGACCCUUACGCUUGUUUCUAUGUUAGUACAAAGAGUCAUUUUUAGCUCGGCUGUUUUCGCAAACACGAAUCGAAACCCUGCUGCUCUAAGCUUCCGCUUUAGUUGAAGCCAUUAUCAUGUAUCAGGUCACUUCUAGGGUCAUCGAUUCACAUUUCAACCAAAGAUAUACCAUCUGCAUCACCUUGUUAGAGCUUCUACCGUCGAACGAGAACGAGGAUGGGAUUCGAGCGCCUGCACGACAUCAGGCUUUUCUCGCCCGGUGUCUUAUGACAAAAUAGCCGCAGGUUUCAACAGCGUAAUGAGCUUACCCGUAAUCUACUUCCUUGAUUUUCACCUUAAUGCAUUUAUGAGCAAUUUAGGAAGCGAUUUUGAACAGCUAGGUCACGAAGUAGAAACCGAGCGGGACUUUGAAAUUGCACACCACGCAUCGUAAUGGCGAAGUCUCACGCUCGUGUUGGGCCAAAAGAACUUCUUCCUAAUAGGGGAGAACAAUAAUUACAAAAAGAGCCUUGGACGCGAUAGCCGUUCAGACUUUGACAUUUUAGAGUGGAGAACGGAAAGGCGUUUGUCAAGGUAUUUAGAAAGACUCACAUCGACAGUUUGAAUCAAAAAUAUCUUUUUUUCCGGGUCAAAAUAAACUGCUUUAAUCACUUUAAAUUUAGAGUGUACCGAGAACAAUGUUUUUCAAAUGAUUCCUUUCUGAUGAAUGUUAUGGUUUGUCGAGCACAUGUACUAAGAGGCUAUAGCAUCAUCAAUCAUUAAAGAUCUUAGUAUCAAAUAAAAGGAAAACCUGUUUCUCUUUUGUUACGCAUCUCGCAAUGUUUUUUACUUCCGUGUCCCUCGUUCCACGUUUCCACAUCCUGGUCUAGACGUUACAAAUGCCAGCGUGCGGAAAUCAAUGGGAAAUGAAAUACAAUCAACACACAAUUGUUUGAAAGGGCAAAGAGCCACGAGGAUCUGCUAUUUAAGACGCGCAUGUUAUACCACUGCUAGCUUUCUUUAAGCGGAGAUUUAGCGUGGAGAGGAUCCAGUACUGCAGUUUAAAGGACUUCAUGUCAACAAAGAUGAAACCACGUUGUUUGAAUACCUUCUUCAUCUCGGCUGUUUUCUUAAUCCUGUUUGUCCCGGAGGGCUUUUCAAUGGAAUGUUACACAUGCACGUCGUCUAAAUCUUGGGAAGACUGUCUGGAGACCAGCCGAAUUUUCAAAUGUGAAAAUCUUUAUUCUAAAUCGCCUGCCGCGGAUUUGGUUUGUCUCUCGGUGGUUCGUUCAAAGCUGCGAACAUGGAAUCAGCAGAUUACCCAUUAUGCUACAUUUUGCUCUACCAAGGACAUGUGCGACGAAGCAGCCUGUGAGAGGGACAUGCUCCAACGCAACGAGUAUAACAUAACCAAGGCUCGGCGUUGUAAUAUCGAAUGCUGUCCAGAAGACAAAUGUAAUGGGAAGUUAAACGUCUUAAACUUAGCUGAAGUGACCGAGGAUAUGUCCAAAGGAGAAGUCCCGUUCAUUAGCUGUCUUUGUGUCAUCACUUUAGCUCUCGCAAGCUUUAUCCUGGGAAACAAUUGAUUGCGGAAUGAAAAUGCUGUGAUUUCAUUUAUUGCUUAAUCAAGUGGGACAAAGAGAGGAUGGUUGUGUAAGAGUAGCCCCUCAAACCCUUUUUCUAUUCAGUAUAUCUGGCCAAGUUUAGAAAAACAGCCAUGUCCUCAGUAUCAACAAGCAGAUUUUUGGAUUUUCUAUUCUAGUUUUUUCCAGUCCACGAACUCAAUCCAUCGGAAGGAAAAAUAUGGCACCUAGCUAAUUUACCCGUAAUUGCGUCUUAACACACAAAGGCCUUGUAAACGAACAGUUCAGAGGCGGCGGGGCGUUUUGAAACAUGGGUGGGGGCGGGGGGGGGGAGCUCAGCGUUAAGCCAAGUACAUACCUCUACUCGUAUUUUCCAGCAUGUCUACCAUUGUUUGUCUGCACAAACAAACUUCUUUGCGAUGUCUACCGUGUUCAAUGUGUCCGUAAUGGACUUACGACAAUGCCGCAGAGGGCAGUUGUUUAGAUCAUCCUUCUUCAUAGUCUUCAUGGUGUUUCUAAGAUAGGUUUUUGGUCUUCGUAGGGCAGAAAAUGUGCCUUCGGAAGUCGCCGAUGCCACAGGUUAUGUCAAAUACAAUCUUAACAGUUUGUCCACCUCUUCUAGAAGGUUUUGGUGACAGGAGUUUUGUUGAGAGCUAAGCAAAUGGUUUUUAUAAUGGUAACCCGAAGUAUUUCGGGCAGA
Orbicella faveolata is the source of this 2751-nucleotide messenger RNA. RefSeq lists its product as uncharacterized. Lineage: Eukaryota; Metazoa; Cnidaria; Anthozoa; Scleractinia; Merulinidae. The record is from RefSeq and is a predicted model, not a curated record.